Messenger RNA from Alnus glutinosa, 980 nucleotides. Its product is annotated as cyclic nucleotide-gated ion channel 1-like. The coding region runs from base 7 to 918 and encodes 303 amino acids. The transcript has 2 exons. The record is from RefSeq and is a predicted model, not a curated record. NCBI's taxonomy places the organism in Eukaryota, Viridiplantae, Streptophyta, Magnoliopsida, Fagales, Betulaceae.
AUUUACAUGCAGAUUGAGAUGUCUAUAUGGUUGGAUAAUAAAAAGAAAGAGGAGACUAAGAAAGCUACUGAGCGAGAGAUAGAGUUGUGGAUGAAGAACAAGAAGCUCCCUCCCAAUAUAAUGCGGCGCGUCAUGCCCCACGUAGGACACAUGAUAGGAGAACGGAAAGAUAUUGAUGCCAGGAAUCCUCUCCCACAUCUUCCCACAGAAAUUACAAAGGAGAUUCAGCGCUAUAUGGGUGGGCCACUACUAAGGAGUAUGCAGAUCUUUACAAAGAUGGACGGACAGCUGUUGGAUUCAAUGUGUGACCGUUUCAUGCCAGUGUUCUACACAGAAAAAAGCUACAUUGUUUGGGAGGGAGACCGAGUUGAUGAGAUGUUCUUCAUCAUGCGAGGCACCCUAUUGAUCACGACAAACAAUGGUGGAAGAACGGGCUUCUUCAAAUCUGAAUAUCGUAAGGCCGGUGACUUCUGUGGUGAAGAAAUUAUUACUAAUUGGGCUUUGGAUCCCCACUCCUCAACCAAUCUUCCCAUCUCAACUAGAACGGUCCAAGCCCUUACAGAAGUUGAAGCCUUUGCUCUAAAAGCCGACGACUUGAAGUUUCUAGCCUCUCAGUUCGAGCUCGGUGGCAAGCAACUUCGAGACACUUGCAGACGUCACUCUCCUGAUCAAUGGAGGAAUUGGGCAGCUUCGAUCAUACAGGCAGCCUGGCGCCGCUAUAAGUCUCUUCGGGCAAAUAAGGAGAAUAGGUUGCAAGAUGCUUUGGCCAGCUCGCUAAGUUUAGGUGCCGCCAUUUAUGCCUCACGGUUUGCUGCUAAUGCACUUCGCACACGGAAGGAAAGGGUGCUAGAGAGAAUUCCACCCACCCACGUUGCUUCAAAAACCAGCAGAGCCCGAUUUUAUAUUGAAGAACAAUAAGUGUGUAAGAAAUUCCUUAAUGAAGUGUGUAAAGACAAGUGUUGCCCAUAUGCCACGUAAUA